Rhodotorula toruloides NP11 is the source of this 1866-nucleotide messenger RNA. RefSeq names its product monooxygenase. Gene Ontology annotation, molecular function: monooxygenase activity; FAD binding. The record is from RefSeq and is a predicted model, not a curated record. The transcript is spliced from 6 exons. Gene Ontology annotation, biological process: secondary metabolite biosynthetic process. Bases 1 to 1866 code for a protein of 621 amino acids. NCBI's taxonomy places the organism in Eukaryota, Fungi, Basidiomycota, Microbotryomycetes, Sporidiobolales, Sporidiobolaceae.
AUGGCUGGGUUCUGGGAUCGCGUUAUACGGCGCAGGUCGAGCACGCAAACUGUCGGUUCGUCGUCGACUUCGUCGGCGCGCAAGUCGUCCAAGUCGAGCGAGUCCUCCCGCCCACUGUCGACCUCAUCCUUCUUCAGCCUCGAGCGAGUCUCAACCAACAACAACAAGCGCAAUUCGUUCCAGCAGCCUAUGGUGCACACCGAGACAACUAUCGAAUACGAAGGCGACGUCUCGACCGCCAACGGACUCGUCCUCCCCGCUCUGGACGCAACAGACGACGCUGUCGCUUCCGCUCCUUCGGACCCUUCCUCGUUCAUGCGCACGUACGACUGGCCUCGUGCGGCACAGAACCGACGAUCGGUUGACCGACCUACGCGCCAGAACGGCCUUGCGCGGGACGAGAGUCCGGCACCGUCUGCGAGGGAGUGGGAGGAGAAGGCCUUGCCGGCACGGCGAAGGUCGAGUGCGGCGCCGUUUGGCGAGUGGGAGGAUGACCGGAGGUUGAAGGUGCUGGUUGUUGGGUCGGGAUAUGCGGGACUUGCGGCGGCCAUCGCAUGCGCUCGGCAAGGGUAUAGCGUGACGGUUGUCGAACGCGGCAGCGGCAAGUCUCCGCACGGCGACCUCCUCACCCUCGGCUCGAACUGCGUCCGCCUCCUCGCCCGCUGGGGCCUCUUCACCGACCUAUGGCAGAAGAGCGCGCGAGGCGGAUGGUGGCUUCUCAAGGACUACAGGGGCAACGAUCUCGAGGGCAAAGAUUUGCGGGACUUUCCGGCCAUUUACGGCGCGCCGCUCAUGCAGGGUCAUCGAGCGCAGUACCUUGGCGUGCUGGGGAUCGAGGCGAGGAUGCUUGGAGUCGAGUUCAGGACGGGAACGGAGGUCGUCGAGUUCAACGACUCGGCAAAUGCGUGCAUCGUCGUUGCGGACGGCGUCAGUUCUUACGCCCGCGCUUACCUCGCACCCGAGCUCGGCGAAUCGUCGACCAAGCUGCGCUCGACCGAGAGCAAUACCGACACGACGGACGAGGGCAAGAUGUACAGCGUGCAUCGAGGUGCAAUGGCGAGCGACAAGCUACGGGCGAACCCGUCGACGUCGUACUUCUUUGACGGCUGCAUGCGCACCUUCCUCGGCCCUGACUCGCAUCUCAAGAUUGCUCCUCUCGACAACAACCAGCAGGUCUCCUUCACCUACGUCUCCCGCUCGCGAUACAAGGCCUCUCUGAGUUGGCGCGACCGACGACCCGUCGCUGAGGUGACGGAGCGCCUCAAGGAGGAAGGCUGGGACCCGUCCGUCAUCGAAGCGGUCUCCGCCUUCCGCACCUGCCUCAACUGGGCCAUCGAGGAGGACCCACCGGCGGAACGGUGGUGCACCAAUGGCGGCAAGAUCGUUCUCCUCGGCGACGCCGUGCACGCUCUUUCGCCGAUGUCCUUUCAGGGAGCUUCUCAAGCCAUCGAGGACGGCGCAUCGCUCGCGGUCUUCCUCGCUCUCGCCGGAGGUACAAACGAAGGCGUUCCGCGCGCUCUGCGGACUCUCGAAGCUCUGCGGCGACCUCGAGUCCUCGAAGCUCAGCAACGCGGCACGCUGCAGCGCAAGCUGUGGCACGGAUGGUACGACAACCCCUCUCCCGCCAACUUCGACUUGCUCGUCGCGGAAGCCUACGACUACGACGUCGAGAUGCACACCCUCGCCUCGUUCGAGCGCGUCUGUCAGAAGGCCACGGGCGAGAAGGCGUUCGUUGUCGAUCCUGCUCAUCGCAAGGCGUGCAUGGCGAAGCUGGGGAUCAAUGGGCCGGCAGAGAUGGCGUCGAAGGCGUUCAUGGAGGACCGGAGUCUCGCAUGGGAGCGAGGCGGUGAGCGUCCAUUGCGUUAA